CCCGCCCUCCCCGGUGUCUGUGUUUCUCUCUCUGGUCGGAGGCGGCGGUAAUGGCGGAUGGUGGGUUGUGGCGCCGGCGGCGGCUGCUGUGAGGGACGAUGAGUUCCUCCUUCGUGCCGAACGGGGCCAGCCUGGAAGAUUGUCACUGUAACCUCUUCUGCCUGGCUGACUUGACUGGAAUUAAAUGGAAAAGAUAUGUAUGGCAAGGCCCAACUUCUGCCCCUAUUCUAUUUCCGGUGACAGAGGAAGACCCCAUUUUGAGCAGUUUUAGUCGCUGCCUUAAGGCAGAUGUACUUGGUGUUUGGAGACGAGAUCAAAGACCUGGAAGAAGAGAAUUGUGGAUAUUUUGGUGGGGUGAAGACCCUAAUUUUGCUGACCUUAUUCACCAUGACUUAUCAGAAGAGGAAGAUGGAGUGUGGGAGAAUGGACUUUCCUAUGAAUGCCGUACUCUGCUUUUCAAAGCAGUUCACAAUCUGUUGGAACGGUGUUUAAUGAAUCGGAACUUUGUACGUAUUGGCAAGUGGUUUGUAAAGCCUUAUGAAAAAGAUGAAAAACCUAUAAAUAAAAGUGAACACUUGUCCUGCUCAUUCACCUUUUUCUUGCAUGGAGACAGUAAUGUUUGUACCAGCGUGGAAAUUAACCAACAUCAACCUGUAUACCUUCUUAGCGAAGAACAUAUUACCCUUGCUCAACAGUCAAAUAGCCCAUUUCAAGUUAUCUUAAGCCCCUUUGGAUUAAAUGGCACUCUCACAGGACAGGCAUUCAAGAUGUCUGAUUCAGCUACAAAAAAAUUAAUAGGUGAAUGGAAACAGUUCUAUCCCAUCUCUUCUUGCUUGAAGGAGAUGUCUGAAGAAAAACAAGAAGAUAUGGAUUGGGAAGAUGAUUCUUUAGCUGCAGUAGAAGUUCUUGUUGCUGGUGUUCGAAUGAUCUACCCAGCAUGCUUUGUUUUAGUCCCUCAGUCAGACAUUCCUCCUCCUAGCUCUGUGGGAUCCUCUCACUGUUCAGCUUCUUGCUUGGGUGUCCACCAAGUGCCUGCUUCCACAAGAGAUCCUGCUAUGUCUUCAGUUACUCUUACACCACCUACAUCUCCUGAGGAAGUUCAGACAGUUGAUCCUCAGUCUGCUCAGAAGUGGGUCAAAUUUUCUUCAUCAUCUGAUGGCUUCAGCUCUGAUAGUACUAGCCACCAUGGUGGGAAAAUACCCAGAAAAUUAGCAAAUCAUGUGGUGGAUAGAGUUUGGCAAGAAUGCAAUAUGAACAGAACACAAAACAAGAGGAAGUAUUCAGCUUCAUCAAGUGGUUUGUGUGAAGAAGAGAUAGCUGAAAAAGUAGCCUCCUGGGAUUUUGUUGAAGCCACUCAAAGAACAACUUGCAGCUGCUUGAGGCACAAAACUCUGAAACCAAGAAAUCCUGGGCAACAGGGACAGGCACCAUUGUUAAAUCAACAACAGCAAGUACUUCCUAAGCACAAGACCAAUGAAAAACAAGAAAAGAGUGAAAAACCACAGAAACGUCCCUUGACUCCUUUUCACCAUCGAGUAUCUAUUAGUGAUGAUGUUGGCAUGGACACAGAUUCAACUAGCCAAAGACUUGUGAUCUCUGCGUCAGACAGUCAAGUGAGAUUUUCAAACAUCCGAACUAAUGAUAUAGCAAAGACUCCUCAGAUGCAUGGCACUGAAAUGUCGAAUUCACCUCAACCGCCCCCACUUAGUCCUCACCCCUGUGAUGUUGUUGAUGAAGGAGUGACUAAAACACCUUCAACUCCUCAGAGUCAACAUUUUUAUCAAAUGCCGACACCAGAUCCCUUGGUUCCUUCUAAACCAAUGGAAGACAGGAUUGACAGUUUAUCCCAGUCUUUCCCAACUCAAUUUCAGGAAACUGUAGAACCUACAAUAUAUGUUGGUACAGCAGUAAACUUGGAAGAAGAUGAAACUAAUAGAGCCUGGAAGUAUUACAAGGUCCCAAAGAAAAAAGAUGUUGAGUUUUUACCUCCUCAGCUUCCAAGUGAUAAAUUCAAGGAUGACCCAGUUGGACCUUUUGGACAGGAAAGUGUAACAUCAGUUACAGAGUUAAUGGUGCAAUUUAAGAAACCUUUAAAAGUUUCUGAUGAAUUAGUGCAGCAAUAUCAAAUUAAAAAUCAGUAUCUUUCAGCAAUAACAUCUGGUGCAGAACAAGAGCCUAAAAUUGAUCCUUAUGCAUUUGUUGAAGGAGAUGAAGAAUUUCUUUUUCCUGAUAAGAAAGAUAGACAAAAUAGUGAGAGAGAAACUGGGAAAAAACAUAAGGUAGAUGAUGGUCCAUCUAAUAUAACAGUGUUAUCCCAUGAAGAAGAUGCUAUGUCACUAUUUAGUCCCUCUAUAAAGCAAGAUGCUCCACGCCCUGCCGGUCAUGCUCGACCUCCAUCAACGAGUCUGAUACAUGCUUCAGAUUUGACUGUCUCUUAUACUGACCUAGAUAAUCUCUUCAAUUCUGAUGAAGAUGAAUUAACACCUGGAUCUAAAAAAUCUGCAAAUGGAUCUGACGAUAAAUCCACCUGCAAGGAAACAAAGGCAGGAAAUCUGGACCCAUUAUCUUGUAUAAGCACUGCAGAUCUUCAUAAAAUGUAUCCUACACCACCAUCGUUAGAACAACAUAUCAUGGGAUUUUCUCCAAUGAAUAUGAAUAAUAAAGAAUAUGGUAGUAUGGAUACAACACCUGGAGGAACUGUUCUAGAAGGAAAUAGUUCUAGUAUAGGAGCACAGUUCAAAAUUGAGGUUGAUGAAGGAUUCUGUAGCCCCAAACCUUUUGAAGUUAAAGAUUUUUCUUACGUCUAUAAACCUGAAAAUUGUCAAGUUUUAGUUGGAUGUUCCAUGUUUGCGCCUCUAAAAACUUUACCAAGCCAAUGUUUGCCUCCUAUCAAAUUGCCAGAAGAGUGUAUUUAUCGUCAGAGUUGGACUGUUGGAAAAUUGGACUUGCUUUCUUCAGGGCCUGCAAUGCCAUUCAAAGAGGGUGAUGGAAGUACUAUGGAUCAAGAAUAUGGCCCUGCUUAUACACCUCAAACUCAUACUUCUUUUGGGAUGCCUCCUAACAGCGCACCUCCUAGUAAUAGUGGAGCUGGAAUUCUUCCUUCUCCAUCUACUCCCAGGUUUCCAACUCCAAGAACUCCUCGGACUCCUCGGACUCCUCGUGGAGCUGGUGGACCUGCUAGUGCUCAAGGUUCAGUCAAAUAUGAAAAUUCAGACUUAUAUUCACCAGCUUCCACCCCAUCUACAUGCAGACCACUUAAUUCUGUUGAACCUGCAACUGUUCCUUCCAUACCUGAAGCACAUAGUCUUUAUGUAAACCUCAUUCUUUCAGAAUCAGUAAUGAAUUUAUUUAAAGACUGUAACUUUGAUAGUUGCUGUAUAUGUGUCUGCAACAUGAAUAUCAAGGGUGCCGAUGUUGGAGUUUACAUUCCAGAUCCCACGCAGGAAGCUCAAUAUAGGUGCACCUGCGGCUUCAGUGCUGUCAUGAACAGAAAAUUUGGAAAUAAUUCAGGAUUAUUUCUUGAAGAUGAACUAGAUAUUAUAGGACGCAACACAGAUUGUGGCAAAGAAGCAGAAAAGCGUUUUGAAGCUCUCAGGGCUACUUCUACUGAACAUGUUAAUGGAGGACUAAAGGAUUCUGAAAAAUUGCCUGAUGAGUUGAUAUUAUUGCUGCAAGAUCAGUGUACUAAUUUAUUUUCACCCUUUGGAGCAGCAGACCAAGAUCCUUUCCCAAAAAUUGGUUUAACUAGCAAUUGGGUACGGGUUGAAGAGAGAGACUGUUGUAAUGACUGUUACCUUGCUUUAGAACAUGGGCGUCAAUUUAUGGAUAACAUGUCAGGAGGAAAAGUUGAUGAAGCACUCGUGAAAAGUUCAUGCUUACAUCCCUGGUCUAAAAGAAAUGAUGUGAGUAUGCAGUGCUCACAGGAUAUACUUCGAAUGCUCCUAUCUCUUCAGCCAGUUCUUCAGGAUGCUAUUCAGAAAAAAAGAACAGUAAGGCCUUGGGGGGUUCAAGGUCCUCUCACUUGGCAACAGUUUCAUAAAAUGGCUGGCCGAGGAUCUUAUGGAACUGAUGAAUCCCCAGAACCACUGCCAAUCCCCACAUUUUUGUUGGGUUAUGAUUAUGAUUUUCUGGUGCUUUCUCCUUUUGCUCUCCCUUACUGGGAGAGAUUGAUGCUGGAACCCUAUGGAUCUCAAAGAGAUAUAGCCUAUGUUGUACUAUGUCCAGAAAAUGAAGCUUUGUUAAAUGGAGCCAAAAGCUUUUUUAGAGAUCUAACUGCAGUAUAUGAAUCCUGUCGAUUGGGUCAACAUAGACCUAUUUCUCGACUGUUAUCAGAUGGAAUCAUGAGAGUUGGAUCUACUGCAUCAAAGAAACUUUCAGAAAAGUUGGUAGCAGAAUGGUUUUCUCAGGCAGCUGAUGGUAACAAUGAAGCAUUUUCUAAACUCAAACUUUAUGCACAAGUCUGCAGAUAUGACCUAGGUCCUUAUCUUGCUUCUCAGCCAUUGGACAGCUCUCUACUUUCCCAGCCAAAUUUAGUUGCCCCUACAAGUCAGUCUUUGAUAACUCCGCCACAGGUGACAAAUACUGGAAAUGCUAAUACUCCGUCUGCCACCCUAGCAUCUGCAGCAAGCAGCACUAUGACAAUGACUUCAGGUGUUGCCAUGUCGUCUUCAGUUGCCACAGCCAAUUCAACUUUGACCACAGCUUCAACUUCAUCUUCAUCAUCUUCCAACUUGAAUAGUGGAAUAUCAUCAAAUAAACUACCUUCAUUUCCACCCUUUGGCAGUAUGAACAGUAGUGCUCCAGGAUCCAUGUCUACAUCGAGCACAGUUCAGAAUGGUCAGCUGGGAGGGCAGCAGUCAUCAGUUCUACAGACAUCUGGAAUUUCUGGAGAUUCAUCUUCACUUCCCACACAGGCACAUCCAGAUGUGUCUGAAAGCACCAUGGAUCGGGAUAAAGUGGGCAUCCCUACUGACGGUGAUUCACAUGCAAUCACCUAUCCACCUGCAAUUGUUGUUUAUAUAAUUGAUCCUUUUACAUAUGAAAGUAAAGAUGAGAGCACUAAUUCAUCUAAUGUAUGGACUUUGGGGUUACUUCGUUGCUUUUUGGAAAUGGUUCAGACUCUUCCUCCUCAUAUCAAGAGUACUGUUUCUGUACAGAUUGUUCCUUGUCAGUACCUAUUGCAACCUGUGAAGCAUGAAGAUAGACACAUCUAUACUCAGCAUUUAAAAUCCUUAGCUUUCUCAGUCUUCACUCAGUGUCGGAGACCACUCCCAACAUCAACCAAUGUGAAAACGUUGACUGGCUUUGGUCCAGGUUUAGCCUUGGAAACUGCUCUGAAAAGUCCUGAUAGACCAGAGUGUAUUCGACUUUAUACACCUCCAUUUAUUCUGGCUCCAGUGAAGGAUAAACAGACAGAGUUAGGAGAAACAUUUGGAGAAGCUGGACAGAAAUAUAAUGUUCUUUUUGUGGGCUACUGUUUAUCACAUGAUCAAAGAUGGAUUCUGGCAUCUUGCACAGACCUCUAUGGAGAACUUUUAGAAACUUGUAUCAUUAACAUCGAUGUUCCAAAUAGGGCUCGUCGGAAAAAAGGUUCUGCUAGGAGAUUUGGUCUACAGAAACUUUGGGAGUGGUGCUUAGGACUGGUACAGAUGAGUUCAGUACCAUGGAGAGUUGUAAUUGGCCGUUUAGGAAGGAUUGGUCAUGGAGAACUAAAAGAUUGGAGCUGUUUGCUGAGUCGUCGAAACUUGCAGUCUCUAAGUAAAAAGCUCAAAGACAUGUGUAGAAUGUGUGGUAUAUCUGCUGCAGAUUCUCCUAGCAUUCUCAGUGCUUGCUUGGUAGCAAUGGAACCCCAAGGCUCUUUUGUUAUUAUGCCAGAUUCUGUCUCAACUGGUUCUGUGUUUGGAAGAAGUACCACUUUAAACAUGCAGACAUCUCAGUUAAAUACUCCACAGGAUACAUCAUGUACUCAUAUACUUGUUUUUCCUACUUCUGCUUCAGUACAAGUAGCGUCAGCUACUUAUACCACUGAAAAUUUAGAUAUAGCUUUUAAUCCUGGCAAUGAUGGAGAAAAUGGAAUGGUUAUCUUUGAUUUACUAGACACAGGAGAUGAUCUUGACCCUGAUAUCAUUAGUAUUCUUCCUGCAUCUCCUACUGGGUCUCCUGUACAUUCUCCAGGAUCUCAUUACCCUCAUGGAGGCGAUGCUGGCAAGGGUCAGGGUACUGAUCGGCUACUUUCAACAGAAUCUCAUGAUGAAGUAACUAAUAUUCUUCAGCAACCAUUGGCCCUUGGUUACUUUGUAUCAACUGCCAAAGCGGGUCCUUUACCUGACUGGUUCUGGUCAGCAUGUCCUCAAGCACAAUAUCAGUGUCCUCUUUUUCUUAAGGCCUCUUUGCACCUCCACGUGCCUUCAGUGCAAUCUGACGAGCUGCUUCACAGUAAACACUCCCACCCACUUGACUCAAAUCAGACUUCAGAUGUCCUCAGGUUUGUUUUGGAACAGUACAAUGCACUCUCCUGGCUAACCUGUGACCCUGCAACCCAGGACAGACGCUCAUGUCUCCCAAUUCAUUUUGUGGUGCUGAAUCAGUUAUAUAACUUUAUCAUGAAUAUGCUGUGAUCUUCAUUUGAUGGAACUGUGCAAGAAAAAAAAAACAAGAAACAGGAUAUUUCGCUGCAAGAUUAAGUUAUAAUUAUCUUCUCAGUUAAAGUCAUUUAUGAUGGGGUCUCAUUCUUAUUACUUCAACAAAUAUUGUUUUGACUCGGGGGUGGGGCUAUAACCCUGCUAUUUUUCAUUGACUGUACUGAACUCUUUAUAGGUUGAUGACUGAUUAUACAAAACAUUAUAACAUUUUCGUAGCAAAAUUAACUUUUAUUUCCAGUCACAGUAUUUGUGAAAAGUAAUGAGCCAUAGUACCCAGUCAUGUUAAAUGAAUAUUAAAAGCAUGGAGAGGAAACAUGAGGAACAAUGAAUUUCAACAUAUGGCUUCAGAACAUCAAGAUGUUCUUGUAUUGGAUUAUAGUAACUAGUAUUCAAAAAUGCCUGCAUCUCUUAUUUAUUGUAAGUUUUUAAAUGUAUAAAUUGUCUUAUAUUUCUUAACCUCUUUUAUAAAAAUUUUCCUAGAAGGUUUAUACUGCCUUCUUGCUUUAAAGCAAUUGGUCUAAAAUAUAUGUAAUCGUCUUAAUUAAAAAGUUGCAGUAGGGUUGCUUUUAGAGUAUUAUUUUUUUGUAAGGGGGUGGGUGGGAGUAAAUUUGUAUUGUUUCAGUGUACAGUUUAAGGGGAUAGAGGGGAAUAAUGUCCAUACCAUUGUGUGUGGAGGAUUUACAGCUAAGCUGUAGUUGCAGAGUACAUGUACAGUAAUGAAGUUCACUGUGUUUAUAAAUUGAAAAGGUACCGGGUCUUACAGCAUUUUAUAUAUCACACCUUUACAGAAUAACAUGAUGGCAAUAUACAAGUGAUAUUGUUAGGUGGUUUAACAAUUAGAAUAAAAUGAGAAUUCUUGAGUUAUAUUUUGUACUAUGAUUUAGGGCUAUGACUAAUAUUUCAGGCCAUUUCCAGUGAAAGGAACUUAGUUUUACGAGAAAAACAUUUGCUACUGAAUGCUUAAACUAAUUUUGGUGUUAAUGUUACAUGCUUAAUUUCGUUUUUCAGUUUUAACAGUGGCACAUUUAGGCAUGGGAAUAUUAUUAAUUAUGAAAAUUAUCUUCAGGACCUGCUAUAAGGUUGAAAUUUAGCCCAGCUCUAGGCAUUUUACAAAUUAUUUUUAAGAGCAGUAACUCUUGAUUGUUUGAUUUUUUUUUUUAAUUAAAGAUUGGGAAUGUAUGAGAGUAUGCAUUGUAUGGGUGUGUGUGUGCAAUCAAACUGUGGUGUAAAUAGAUUCUCAGUGAAUUCUGGUAUUCAUAUUCUAUUCCACUAGUUAAUGAUCCAUUUUCUAAACUUAAUCUGUCUUUUUUAUUUAUUUAAUUUUCUCAGUUUGGAGAUGGCAGUCCCAAACACCAGAGUCUAUACUUUUCUGUAACACAGCUCAGAUUAAGGUAGGGCAUAUGCCAAGGAGGUUCUCACCUCCCUAAAGAAGGGACUUGAAUUUUAGGGACUUUAAUUCACCCCUUCCUUCAAUACAACUUUCCCCCUUCUCGUUUGCACAUGCCAAGAUAACUGCUUUUAUGCAAGCUUUACCCCCUUGAAAAAUCCUUCUACAGUGCUGCUCACAAGAGAGUCCAAGUUAGCCUCCUACCUUUACUGCUGACUUGAAUUCACAGUCGCCAAGUCUACCUGAAGCAGUCUAACAAAAUUCUGAAUUUGUAUGUUCAUGAAUUCUCUACAAAGACAAAUCAGUUGUAUUUGCAAAACUAAUUUUUUUAACUGAAACUUGUUUUGUAAAUACUGUAUGCUUAGCUUAAAUAUAAUUUUUUGAUGAACAAUAUAACUUACUCAAAUUGUGUAAAUUAAAACAUUAGCAAGGCUUGUUUUUUCUAUAAAGAAAACACAAUUGAUGGCAAAGAUUUUUCAAUCACUUCCUCAAAAUUAUAAUGCAAUCCCAAUGGUAAGCAUAUUUUGAAAUUAAAAUUUAAAGAUCACAUUUCUGUGUUCAUUUUUAAAUUAUGCUAACAUUACAAGAUUGUGUUGGCAUUUUUUGUUGUAUACUUUUAAAAACUUGUCUGAGAUUUGAGGGAAAAGCUGCUUAAUUGGAAUUUAUAUAAAGUAUUGUUUUUAUAUACUUAGUUCAAUAGUGACUUUUAAAAUAAAAGCUAUAUCCCUAGUUGUUUAAAAUCACUUGCCUGUAGUACCACACCUCAGUUUGAAAAUUGAUUCUUAAAAUAAUUAUCCCCUGGAAAUUUCUUUUUUAUGGAGCCAUAAGGAAGGAACAUGUUAUACAAUUCCUUUUUAUCUGGAAAUCAGGGAUUAGCUCCCAAAUACACAGGAUUUAUUGAUAGUAUUGUUUUCUCUUUUCUUCAUAUAUAAAUUCCUGUUCUAAUAUAAAAUUAUUACAUAGCCAUUAGAAAAGGUCAGGAGACUUAAUCUGAAAAUUAAAAGAAGCCUUUAUGCAGAACGAUGGAUCUGACUUACUAAUGUACUGUCACAGACAAGUAUGGAUAGUUUUGUUUAAAUAGGAAAGCAAAAUAAUAUAACUUAUACCAGUUGAUCAUCAACACUUUGAAUUCUUUGUUACAGUGCUAAUGUGUAUUUUUUGUGCAGUUAUCCAUUACAAAGCAGGGUGGAAGUUCAGUAUUUGGGCAGUUAAAAGAGUUUUUUAUAUAAUGUCUGCUUCCAGCCAGUGAGAAACAUCUAGCCAUACCUUUCUUAUGCAAGCCAUUCAGUUAUCAGGACUGUGAAUUAACACUGUAUGAAUAAAUUUCUGUACACCUUAUUGUUUGGCCAGAAGGCCACCAAGUGUACUUAUAUGUAAUCCUUAAAUUUUAAAAUAGCUGUAAUUUUUAAAUCUUUCUAAACUUUUCUUAAACCACUAAAAUUAAGCUCUUACUACUUAGUCAAUUAUCCUCAACUGUAUUCGUACUCAAUUGUCAGUAUGGCACAGAUUACUGUAUUAAAAUAUUCUCCUUUUGUCUUCAUAUUUACCUUCUGGGGUAAUUUUUAACUUAAUGUGUUACUACAAAGAUUUGCAGAUCUUUAAUCAAGCACUAUGUUAAUACUGUAAUAUCAAAAUACUAUGUUGCAUUAUUUAAAAUGUUCAAAUUGAAUACAUUAAAAGGAAGUUUUUAAAUGCUGUUGCAUCAUAUAAUUUGCUAUUCAUCCACUAUGGCAUUGCAUAUAAGUCUGUUAAUACAUUAAGUGUUGCAUGAACGAUGUUUUGGUCUGGGUUUCCUCUUAGAAUUUUAGUUUGUCUAUCUAAAUUAAGGACAAAUGUUUUUGACAUAAAUUUUUGUCUUCCACCCCUCCUUAAUCAGCUGGAAAUCUUCACCUUUUGGUUUUUCUUGGCAUUUUAAGGGCCCAGAACUGUGGUUUAAAUUUUUAUGUAUACGUAUGUUUUCUUUUUUUGUGGAGUAUUGAUUUUUAAAAACUGGAUUUGGGACCUAAAAUACUCCUCAGGUUGAUGUAUUCAUGCAUUAGUUUUCAAAGUAAAACUGGAUUUGUGGACCUUAAAGUUACUGAGUUUAAACUACAAAUUGUAACGUCAUUACUGGACAUGUAAGCAUCAACCCUCUCAGAAUAGCUUGGUCACUUUAUGAAGGGGCGUUUUAGAGUUGUUGUUUAGCAGUGACAUUAAAUAUGGUCCAAUUGCUUUUUUUUUUUAACAUGACAAAAAGAAUAAGGAACAAACACUAUUGCUGCCGAAUGCCAUAACACUGAGUUGUACAAAUUGUGAUUGAGGAAAUGAAAAGGUUUAUACUUUUAAAAAAAAAAAAACUUCAAAUGGAAUAAAUUAUUCAUGAAGCCUUCA
This is a messenger RNA of Sorex araneus (European shrew), 10398 nucleotides long. It is a transcript of the gene MED13, whose product is annotated as mediator complex subunit 13. The transcript is spliced from 30 exons. Gene Ontology annotation, biological process: regulation of transcription by RNA polymerase II. Gene Ontology annotation, cellular component: mediator complex. NCBI's taxonomy places the organism in Eukaryota, Metazoa, Chordata, Mammalia, Eulipotyphla, Soricidae. Bases 99 to 6617 code for a protein of 2172 amino acids. The record is from RefSeq and is a predicted model, not a curated record. Gene Ontology annotation, molecular function: transcription coregulator activity.